This is a messenger RNA of Puccinia graminis f. sp. tritici CRL 75-36-700-3, 2120 nucleotides long. RefSeq lists its product as uncharacterized. The record is from RefSeq and is a predicted model, not a curated record. The transcript has 8 exons. Lineage: Eukaryota; Fungi; Basidiomycota; Pucciniomycetes; Pucciniales; Pucciniaceae. Bases 315 to 1772 code for a protein of 485 amino acids.
CUUGAGUUCAAGCAGGUUCGCGCCACCACUUGGAUCCUUUGGGAGUUUAUGAGCCUUUGGACAGUUUGGACAAAAUCAUGGCCUCAAAUAUAUAAUGAAAUUCGUAUGUACAACCCAGCCAUGUUGCCAGCAGCAUAAUCGGUACAGACACAAGAACUAGCUGUUUACUUCAACGUCUUCCAAAGACGUGCUACUUUGUAUUUUCCAUCGGCCUCCAUCUUGGUGACUGCCUCGUGGCUCUCCAGUUUCGUUCACCCCGCAAAGCAUCUUUCCAAUUACCGGCACACGUCCUCGAAUAGCAAUUUGUAUCCAGCAUGUCGAAUCUUCAGCGCAGGUUAGCUGGUGAAGACAUCAAUCUGAGCACUAUUCCACCCGGUGUUAAUCCAUUCGACUACGUCACCGGCAUCAUCACUCCGCGAUACUUCAUCCCGCUCUCCAUUUCUGCCACGGCCUUCUUGGUGGUGUUUUUUAUCUUUCAUUUGUUAAUUUCAAUAUUCUGUUUGGUUCUCUUGCUACUGCCUUACUUUCGUGGCUUCAAGCAAUCCCAAUGGCUUUUCAGAAAGCUCUACAUCAAAGAUAACUCGGGGACAAAUGUUUAUAAUACGCCUUUGUACUGGGUCAAUGCUGGGAUCUUAAUGACCGCGUCCCAACUGAUAGGCUCCCUUGGUGCUCAAGCCUUCAUCUUGAUACAAAUUCUGAGUGCGGAUUCGGUCAGAUACGCCAUACACUCGCAACUGGAACCUCCUUUGGGGCUCAUGUUCAUCGGGGAAAUGCUUACUUACUGGAGUCUAAUGCAUUGCUUCUUGGUGGCAAUCUACUAUGACAAUAAGACUCACGGAGAUCCUACAAAACAUGUGACGAGAUGGAGUCCAUCACCGACUUUGAUUAAUUCGGUGUUUCUUGGCUUCCCAAUAUGUAUCGUCGCCGCAACCAUUGCUCUUUUCACGUGGUUAUGCUCAGCCCAUAAAUUGUUUUCAACUGGAGCUGGCCAGAUAUUGGAUUCUUUGAAGCAAGGCUCUUCUGUUUGGGAUCGACUGAGAGUUUCAUCGACGGAAAGUGAAGAAGAAUUACAACUUACAACUCAGCUACUUCAAAUCACAACGCAAAUAACAAACCUCAGACAGGAAACCAGUGUUCAUCUAGACCAUGUGGUGCAUUGCUUCCUCAUCCUCCAAAGCGUUUUGCUGGUACUGUUAUGGAUAACUUGCAUCAUUUUUAUUUCCAUGUUUUGGUUGCUGGUUAGCAAAUACCAAAAAAGUAACGUUUCCUCAGGCAGCGCAUCGGCCAAGACGAGUUUCUUCCGCCGUUGGCUCUGGCCAAAGAUAUCCCGGGGCGCCUUUGAGGAGCAAACAGUUAGCACAACCCCAAGUUUGUACGACAUGGCAAAGAAAGACCGUCAAUUUUUCCAUCUGCUCGUGAGAUCGUUGGGUAUGAUCAUCGCAAUGAUGACCAUGAUGGUUCUUUUUCUUUUGGGCAUCGUCCGGACUGUCGAUGUUGUUAGAUCGCCAUAUUGGCGAGGGGUGGCGGCAUGGCUUGCGACAGCUUCUGGUACAUGGUCUGCUUUCCCCAUCACAUGGCAAUGUUGGAGGUUAUACAAGGAAGAAUUGAGCGGGGGAUCGCAUGAUUCGGAAAAUAAACAUUCCUCCUGUAAGAUGGACGCGACUCAUCAAGAUAGGUUUCCUCCCCGACCUUGGGAUACCGAUUCAACAGACAUUGAACUCAAAUUCAUUUCACCGGCAGCAAGCGCCUCGCCUAUCUCUCAUGAACCCUAGCACUUCUUCAAUUGCUUGUAGGUCGGUUGAGGCGUUCUCAUAGUGUCUAGGCUCUAGCUGCGGCCAAUCCGUUCGAUGGAUCCUUCGAUUACGACUAUAAGCACGGCUCAGAAGAGUUCCCUCCGUUAAAUAGAAUACUAAGUAUCUGGACACUUUCCUAUGUGCUGUUAUAAACCGUAAAAAAAGGCAAAAAAGACUGGAUUUGCUAUGAUCGAUAAAUUAUAGUUGUAUAUUAAACUAAACAUGAGUCCCUCCGAGGAGAGGCUUGCGUCAAGUUCGUCUGUAUAUGUAGAUUUCAUACUCUCCCCUUGAAAACCCAACUAAAACAUAUUAAAUUUUAUUAGUUUC